GCAACGUGAUGCAACGUCAACAAACUUUUCUGUGUUUUGCAAACGCGAAUGAUGUUUUUAGAGUAACUACAUGCAAAACGAUCAAAAACCCUAGCAUUCUGACGGUUCUUUCUAAUGGUUUGAGCAAAGUAAGUACGGUAACCUAAUAACUGAAGUCAAAAUGGCUAAAAAGGAUAAUUUGAACAGAGGAAGUAACGUAGAAACAUAUAGGAAACGCAUCGGGAAACAGGAGUAUCAGCGAAAUAAAGUUGCCGUAAAGUCUGUCAAGGAUGCAGCAGAUGCAAAGCAGUCAGCUAUUGGAAUUCAGGAAGUUCUGUUGGUAUUGCUGGCAAUCUUUGUACUUCUUGCUUCAAUAUACCUUAUGUUCUUUCUAUCAUUCACAAAGGAGUAAAUGAGUGAAGUUCGAACAUAACUAAAAUUGAAAUUCUGCAAUUGCAAUUGUUUGCAAAAAAUGAUUUUCGGUUUUGAAUUGAUUUAUAAUUUUUUUAGCAUUUAAGUGUAGUGUGUAGUUAGUUGUUUUAAAAUUGUUUCUGAAAGAAUUUUUAUUUAGUUUUUAGUGAUAUUCAUAUGAAUAAGCAAUUAUGUUAUGUUGAAAGUAUUUCACCUUGUUUGUUUACUUUAACUUUAUGGAGCAAUUGAUUUUAAUAUGGAGCACUUUUAAUGUUAAACUUUUUUACUGUGAGUAAUAUACAAGUUUCAUUUAAAAAUAUUUUAAACUUUAACUAUACAUAUCGAAAUAUAUAUUUUAUUAUGCCCACAGUUUUAUCAGUAAUUACACAUUAAUACUGCUUUAUGUGCUGUUAGUUUUAAAUGAUUAAAAAAUAAUAAUGUAAA
Messenger RNA from Ciona intestinalis (vase tunicate), 834 nucleotides. Its product is annotated as triple QxxK/R motif-containing protein. Lineage: Eukaryota; Metazoa; Chordata; Ascidiacea; Phlebobranchia; Cionidae. Gene Ontology annotation, cellular component: endoplasmic reticulum membrane. The record is from RefSeq and is a predicted model, not a curated record.